ACUAAAUCAUUGGUUAUGGAUUUGAUUUGGACUAAUUUUAGGGCCGGAGAUGCCCACCUCUUGCCAGGCCCCCCUACGACACUAUACUGCAAAAUAAGAAUCGAAGCGCCAGUUCUCUUUCCAUCACAAACUGAAAAAAACCCCUAAUGCAAAGUACUCAGGCGCAGAUUUUUUCUGUCAAGGCUCAUAAUUUUGUUACUAUGGGAGAAAGCGAGACUGUGCUUGCUCAAACAUCUGCAGUGAUGGAGCAGACAUCUGCCGGCUCUUCUUCCACUGAUUUUGGCAACACUUUCUCAGGCGCCGAUGCCUUUGCUGAUGACGGGGCUGGUACCACCACUACAAAGACUCCUGGAGAUUUGUCUGCUUCUGCUAGUGCGACUCCUGAUGCUUCCAAUGUAGGUGUUGGAACAUAUAGUAGUUCUUCCUUGCAGGAAGCUGCUGCUGUUACGCUUCAUGAUUCUAAGCCAUCCUAUGAAGAGGCUGGUGCUUGUGAGAAUUUUGUGGGCCUUGAAAACACUGUCGUAGAUACUUCUCAAGUUGCUAGUCCUGAUUCUUCCAUAAAUGCCAAUGGUGUUGGUGAAGGAAGAAAUUUUCCAUUGGCCAGUAGUGAGAAUGGGAAUCCAUCAGAUGACGUUCAUGGAUCUACUUCUGUGCACCAACCGGAUGGGUCUGCGUUGGCUGCUGAAGAAGAACGACUGUGGAACAUAGUGACAGCUAAUUCCUUGGAUUUUAAUGCAUGGACUGCCCUAAUUGAAGAGACUGAGAAGAUGUCAGAGGGUAAUAUUCUGAAAAUCCGAAAAGUUUAUGAUGCCUUUUUAGCGGAUUUUCCUUUCUGUUAUGGCUAUUGGAACAAGUACGCGGAUCAUGAGUCACAUUUGAGCUCUCUGGACAAGGUUAUGGAUGUGUAUGAACGAGCUGUUCAGGGGGUGACGUAUUCUGUGGACAUGUGGUUGCAUUAUUGUGCAUUUGCCAUCAGAACAUCCGGAGAUCCAGAGAUGAUUCGAAGGCUAUUUGAGCGAGGAAUAGCAUAUGUUGGAACUGACUACCUAUCUUUCCCACUUUGGGAUAAGUACAUUGAAUACGAGUACAUGCAGAAGGAGUGGUCCCGGCUUGCAAUGAUUUACACGCGGAUAUUAGAGAAUCCUAACCAGCAACUGGAUCGCUAUUUCAACAGCUUUAAGGAACUAGCUGGAAGUCGACCUCUUUUGGAGUUGAGGAGUGCCGAGGAAGUUACUGCUGCAGCUACUGAGAUUUCAAAAACUAGAGCUCAGGAAAUGGAGGCCGAGGUUCAUCCUAAUGCUGUUGAACAAUCUCCUAAACCUGUAAGUGUAGGCUUAACAGAAGCCGAGGAAUUGGAGAGGUAUAUCACCAUCAGAGAAGAGAUGUACAAGAAAGCUAAGGAGUUGGAUUCUAAGAUCAUUGGUUUUGAAACAGCUGUCAACAGGCCCUACUUUCAUGUGCUGCCCCUCAAUGUUGCAGAACUUGAAAACUGGCAUAACUAUCUUGAUUUUAUUGAAAGGGGAGACGACUUUAAUAAGGUUGUCAAGUUAUAUGAAAGAUGCCUAAUUGCUUGUGCAAAUUAUCCUGAGUAUUGGAUAAGGUAUGUUUUAUGCAUGGAAGCUAGUGGAAGUGUGGAUCUUGCAAAGAAUGCACUUGCUCGUGCUACUCAAGUCUUUGUCAAGAGACAACCGGAAAUUCAUCUUUUUGCUGCUAGAUUUAAAGAACUUAGGGGGGAUGUUCUAGGAGCCCGAGCUGCCUAUCACCUUAUACAUACUGAAAUUUCCCCUGGUCUUUUAGAAGCUUCUGUUAGGCAUGCAAACAUGGAGCAUCGCCUGGGAAACCGAGAAGACGCUUGCAAUGUGUAUGAACAGGCCAUUGCCAUUGAAAAAGGAAAAGAAGAUUCGCAAACUUUGCCUUUCUUGUUUGCACAAUAUUCAAGGUUCUUACAUUUGGUAUUCCGUGAUGUAGAAAAAGCUCGGGAAGUUCUUGUUCAAGCAGUUGAGAAUGCCCAGCUGUCGAAACCACUCUUGGAGGCUUUGAUCCAUUUGGAAUCAAUUCAGCCUACUCAAAAUCAAAUUAGAUAUAUAGAUUCAUGGGUUGAAAAGUUCAUAGAUCCUAGCCCUGACAACCCAGGUGUUGCAAGUAUCGCCGAGAGAGAAGAGCUAUCUAGCAUUUUCUUGGAGUUUUUAGAUCUCUUUGGGGACGCAAAAUCUAUCAAAAAGGCUGUUGAUCGGCAUGCCAAGCUCUUCUUCCACCACAAGAGCACACCAGAGUCAAGGAAGCGAACUGCUGAGGAUAUUCUAGUUUCAGACAAAACAAAGCUAGCCAAGUCUUACUCGGGUGUUCCUACAUCUGCACCAUCAAUUAUGGGUGCAUCUCCAAGUGUACAAAACCAAUGGGCAGCAGGUUAUGGUUUACAGCCUCAAGCUUGGCCACAAGUCACACAAGCCCAAGGACAACAAUGGAACCCUGGGUAUACGCAUCAGGCUUCAUAUGCUGCAUACGGUACAAGUCCACAAAUAUCAACAUCCUUACCCCAGAAUGCUACUUAUGGUGCUUAUCCUCCCUCGUAUCCAGUGCAGGCCUACCCCCAGCAGCAAGGUUAUGCACAACCAGCGACUGCAGUGGCUUUGACUCCAGCACAGCAACCUGGUUCAGUUGCUCCUCAGGCCUAUUAUGCCAGUUACUAAAGAUUGGGCAAGUUUUUCGUAGUGCCACCCGUAACUUGUCUUUCCCUCGUCGCUGGCAUCGACCACAAUUUAACUUGUACAACACUUUUCUCGGACACGGGUGCACGAUAUGAGUAGCUGUUAGUCUAGUUAACUGACCAGAGUUCAAUGUUGAAAUUUCGAUCGUUACUGAAAUGGCAGCAGAACUAGGAUUGUGGCUUUUUGGUGGAGUAUAUCAUCCAUCAC
Molecule: messenger RNA, 2915 nt
Organism: Rhododendron vialii
Lineage: Eukaryota; Viridiplantae; Streptophyta; Magnoliopsida; Ericales; Ericaceae
Product: pre-mRNA-processing factor 39-1-like
Exons: 14
Coding region: 147-2690 (847 amino acids)
Biological process (GO): RNA processing; mRNA 5'-splice site recognition
Cellular component (GO): U1 snRNP; U2-type prespliceosome; commitment complex
Molecular function (GO): protein binding
Source: RefSeq, a predicted model, not a curated record